AUGGCCGCAGGCGAUCCCGACUACAGUCAGCUCUCGGCCCUCGUGUCGUCGUUCCAGCAACAGCAGCAGCAGCCCGACCAGCAGCUCGACCCGCUCGUCGUCGACCCACAAGACCCCACCACGGCCGGCAUGAGCUUCCACGAGCUGUUCAGCCACUACCUCGCGCCCGAGGUCGCCAAGCUCCCGCAAUCGAGCGCGGCCCCCGUCGCCGCCGACCCGCUCGCCUUCACGUUCGGCGACGACCAGUCGUCCACCAACGCCGUCGCCGGGCCCUCGUCGGCGUCGACCUUCGACCCGUCGACGUUCAUGCCCACGAUCCCGGGCUCCCCGAUCGGCGGCUUCUCGCCCUCGUCGGACGGCAACUCGAGCCACCGCUCGCCCAUGAGCUUCCCCGACCUCGACUUCUCGGCCACGUCCGACCCGUUCGCGCUCGACCCGUCCAUCUUUGGUGUCUCGGCCGGCCUCGACUACGGCAUGCCCGUCGACGCCGUCGACACGUCGUUCACGUUCACGCCCGCCACCUCGACCGCGAGCGACACCCCGCUCUCGGUCCUCCCCAACGCGCCGCUCCCUCCCCUCCCGAACCUGUACCUCGACACCACCACGACGUCGGCGCCGACCGAGGUGCCCGCCGCCGCCGUCGCAGGCGCCGCCGAGCUCACGGCGUCGGGUCGCCCCAAGCGCAACGUCGCCCACUCGGUCCUCGAUGCCGACGAGGACGACGACGACGCCAUGUACUCGUCCGACGCCUCGAACGCGACGACGACGCGCAAGGCCUCGGCGCGUGGCUCGUCGCGCAAGCCGUCGGCGGCCAAGAAGGCCCGCGCGAGCUCGUCGGGCGCGAGCGAGGCCGGCGCAGCCCACCACGCGUCGGCGUCGGCGUCGACGUCGGCUUCGGCCGCCGCAGCGGCCGCCGAGGCCAAGCGCCUCGCGCGCACGAGCGUCGUCCCGCUCGCCAGCUCGGACCUGCACAAGACGACGGCCAACAGCAAGCUGCCGCCGGUCCCGCAGUGGGCCGACAAGCCCGACCCGGACGAGUACCAGAAGCUGUCGAGCAAGGAGAAACGCCAGAUGCGCAACAAGAUCUCGGCGCGCAACUUCCGCCACCGUCGCAAGGAGUACAUCACGACGCUCGAGGAGGAGAUCAGCAGCCGCGACACGAUCAUCUCGGAGCUGCGCGACGAGGUCGGCGUCAUCCGCGCCGAGAACUCGGGCCUGCGCACCGAGGUCGCCACGCUCAAGGAGAAGUGGCAGGACCUCCUCGACAAACUCUCGUCGCUCAGCGGCACGCCCGUCGCCUCGCCUGCUGGCACUGCCGCGGCCGGCCUCGGUACCAACCCGCCUCGCGCCGUCGCCGCCGCCGUCGCCGGCUCCUCGUCGGCCGCCUCUCUCGCCGCCGUCAAGGAGGAGGAGGGCGAGACCGGCUCGCUCUCGGCGCAGCCUGCGUCGGCAUCGUCGCGCCGCAUCGGCACGCGCUCGGGCGGCGUCGCGCGUCCCAACCUCACCAAGGACGUGAGCGCCCUCGGUCGUCGCGGCGCGACGGGCAGCUGGGCGACGGCGGGCGGGUUCGGCGGCGGCUUCACGAGUGUCCACACGACGCUCCUCCCCGACGUCAACCUCGCCGAUGGCCUGCACGGCAAGCCGAGCCUGCCGCCGUUCGCCACCCAGUCGUUCAACCCGGCGCUCAACGCCCUCACCGCCCGCCAGCUCGCCGACCUGCCCGCCAUGACGGCCCACCUGCGCAACGCCGGCCUGUCGUCGGGCGGCAACAACCAGCAGCCGCAGCAGUCGCAGCAGGCGCCCAAGGGCACCUUCGAGGACUUCUUUGCGUCGAACCCGUACUGGCUCCGGCCCGACCAGCUCGACCAGAGCCGCGCAGCGCUGUACGGCAAGCUCGCCAACAACGCCGCCGGGCUCGUCGCCGCGCAGGCCAAGUCGUCGCAGCAGGACGGGUUCCUCCCCGUGCCGGCCGGCUUCGCGCCGAGCUUCUUCCGCUCGUCGACCUCGCCCUCCGCCGCCUCCUCCGCCGCUUCGUCCGACUUGACGGCAUCCACCUCGGCCGCCGCGCCGACCAAGUCGUCGACCGCCGCCGAGCUCCUCGCGUUCCAGUCGCCGGCGACCGCCUUUGCCCUCGGCGUGUCGCACCAGGACGCGACCCUCGGCGCCGCCGCCGCCGAGCAGCACGCCGCGCUCAUGACGGCCGCACGCGUCGCGACCCUCGCGCGCGAGACGCUCGCGAGCCGCAUGUGGAGCGCGUUCGUCGACGCGUUCGCCGGGCCGGCGGUCGGGCCUGGCGCCGCCGCCGCCGCCGAGCAGCAGCAGCGCGGCGCGAUCAGCGCCGACAAGGUUGCGGCGGUGCUCGGCGGCAGGGCGCGCGUAGAAGUCGUGCCCGUCGUCGCUGCGCCGGCGCCGGUGCAGCAGCAGGAGGUCGACGCGCUCGGCGAGCGCAUGGGCGGCAUGAGCCUCGCGCGUGCGGCGUCGCCUGUUGGUGGGAGCGGUGCCGACGAGCGCGAGUGCGGGUUCGAGGGCGUCGUCGGCCGGUGGCUAAGCGGCGGUGCGGCGCCGAAGAGGGCGUGA
This is a messenger RNA of Rhodotorula graminis WP1, 2577 nucleotides long. RefSeq lists its product as uncharacterized. The record is from RefSeq and is a predicted model, not a curated record. The transcript has 3 exons. Gene Ontology annotation, molecular function: DNA-binding transcription factor activity. Gene Ontology annotation, biological process: regulation of DNA-templated transcription. NCBI's taxonomy places the organism in Eukaryota, Fungi, Basidiomycota, Microbotryomycetes, Sporidiobolales, Sporidiobolaceae. The coding region runs from base 1 to 2577 and encodes 858 amino acids.